AUGACUCAUAAAUGGUAUAUUGGUGACUUCGGAUUUUGUGGUCCUGUCGAUAAGCAUUUAAAUGGUAUCUACGGCAAUCUUCCUUAUAUAGCGCCUGAAGUUCUUUUAAAAAAAGAAUAUACUUUUGCAUCUGAUAUUUAUAGCAUCGGCAUGCUUAUGUGGGAAAUUUCAUCCGGACAGUCACCUUUUUUUAAUGAUCAACAAAAAUUUGAACUUUGGAACAAAAUAGUCGAUGGAACGAGACCUGAAACUGUAGCAGAAACUCCUUUAAAAUAUAAAAAAUUAAUGGAAAAAUGUUGGAAUGCCGAUCCAUUACAAAGACCUAAUAUUAAUGUUCUUUUAAAAAAAAUGAAAAAAAUUAAUAAAUCCUAUCUUAAUGAAUUAAAUAAGAAUAGUUUUAAUCAAAACAUACUAUCUGAGCUAAAUAAGAAGCGAAGUUUUGAUUAUGAACCAUUUUCAAUAACAAGAAAUAUAACAGAAGUGGAACAAGAAGCAUUUCAUAGUAAACCUUAUAGUUUUAACAUUCCUGAUAAUGUUAGUGAAUUUAAUAAUGUUAAUAAUAAGAAAAUCAAAGAUACAUCAAAAAUCAUUGUUUUUCUUAUCGAUUAUGGUAAAAGGUUAUUUAGAUUAUUUAGAAAAUCAGAAAAAUAUUCCGAAAAUAAAAAUGUAAAAAUAUGUAACAAUCCUCCUUAA
This is a messenger RNA of Funneliformis geosporum, 693 nucleotides long. NCBI's taxonomy places the organism in Eukaryota, Fungi, Glomeromycota, Glomeromycetes, Glomerales, Glomeraceae. The record is from the annotation of a GenBank genome assembly.